Molecule: messenger RNA, 4876 nt
Organism: Leopardus geoffroyi (Geoffroy's cat)
Lineage: Eukaryota; Metazoa; Chordata; Mammalia; Carnivora; Felidae
Gene: DUSP9
Product: dual specificity phosphatase 9
Exons: 3
Coding region: 2460-3725 (421 amino acids)
Biological process (GO): protein dephosphorylation; negative regulation of MAPK cascade
Cellular component (GO): cytoplasm; cytosol
Molecular function (GO): protein tyrosine/threonine phosphatase activity; MAP kinase tyrosine/serine/threonine phosphatase activity
Source: RefSeq, a predicted model, not a curated record
AAUCUGAACAGGCUACAGAGGACGGAGGCCUGGGCUGGGGAGCAGGAGGGCACGGCCCAGCUCCCUACGACCCCUGGAUCCCUGGACUCCCAGAGGCCAGGACACCGUGGGCUGUAGCCAGAGAAGAGUCCCAGGCAGCCCCGCUGGGCCAGGAAGGGAGGAGGGAAGGAGGGGGGACAAUGGCGGCCCCUUUGAGGGCCCGGCUCCCAACAACCUGUCCCGUCCCUAGUAUUCCUUCCUGAGUUGUCUCAUCUUCCUUUAUGGCUCUGAUGAACAGAGGAGACUUCGUAGGUGGCACUGAACUUAAUUAUCCGAAACGUCCGCCCUCCAAUGCUUUUGUGUCCUUCCCGCCUUAGUUGCACAUCUUGUGGUGCCCACCCUGUGUGCAUAGUUCUGCCUUCUUUUAGUUAGUUCCUCGGGAUAGAUUCCGAGCAGCGGCCAGAGGGUGUGGAUUUCUUCCUAGCUCCGGAUGCCUGUUACCAAACCAAUUUCCAGAAGGGCCAUGCAGAUAAGAGCAGCACUGGGUGUAUUCACUUUGAGAACAUUUUACCAAUGUACUAGGUGGGAAGUGUUACCUUGUUUUCCACCGUCACCUUGUUUUGUUUUGUUUUGUGUUGUUUUGUUUGCCUUCCCUCCAUACCUGAGGUCGAAACUUCUUCCCCCAAAGGUUGCAUUUCUUUCCUCGCACGGUCUUUUCUGGUUCCUUGCACGUUUAUUGGAGCCUUAACCUUUUGAUUAAUUUGUAUGAGCUUUAUCUUACCUGCUGUACAUUUUCCUUCAACUCUGGUGUUUGCUUUUGAUGGGUUUUAAGCAGGGAAGGGACACUUACCACACCCCGCGUUACCGCGUUCAGUCUCCCUAUUACUGACCUGUGCGGCUAAGUUGGGAGUGCCGAGCGAGCAGGGACCCUGUGUGUCCUGCCUGUUCAUCAUCCUGUGUCCAUGGAAGGUAUGGAGGCCACUGGCCUCUGAUGAACAAAUGAUGUGGAGGCAGGGAGAGAGGGCUUUGGAGGCUGUGACGGGGACCUGGUCAAGAGUUGGCCAGCGCGAGCCCUCACUGUGGGGAGCAGAGGGCAGAGUACAGGUGUAAGAGAUGAAUUUAAGUCGAAACUACUUGGCUCUUGACCAGGGAGGAGGCAGAGGGAGAAGCCAGGGAUGAUUCCUGGGACAGUGACGUGGUUAAGAGCAGAGCACCUCAGUUAGGGACUGGGGACUCAGGGCUCCUGGCUGGCUAAGGCCAUGUGUGAGGGAAGCUAUUGGGGGGUGGGGGUGGGGCGGGUGCCCAGAAGCUGUCAUCUGUCCUCCUAGCCCUUGGGCAGAGUUCUGGGCCAGAAGACAGCAAUGGGUUUCUGGUCUGGCUUCCUCCUCCCCUCCAUGAUUUCAGUGGCAUCCCACAGUAGCUCGAGGUGCUGGCUGUGAUGAGCCCAUUAGAGAGAUGGGGUCACUAAAGUCCAGUCAGUGGACGUGACGGUCCAGGGUCAACGAGUGAGUAGGGCUGGGCGGCAGCUUCUGGGGCAGGGGCACUGGGCUCUUAUCCCUGUCCCUCCCCCCUGCUUCCAGCUGGGCAGAAGAACUGAGGCUGGUCACCUGCUGGGCCCCUGACCUGCCCUUGGCCUCUGCCCCGGCCCGGUCCCGCUUCGGUGCGAGCCCCCGCUCAGCGCGCCACUUGGGGGCCCACCCGACUGCUUCGCUGGCACCCGUUGGCUCGCCGGCCCCCCUGAGCCCGCCCCCGCUGCCCCGCCCCUCCAAACAGCAACUCCACGUCCAAAGGCAGCGGCUUCCAAGGUGGAAGCUGGGUCCCGCCGCCAGGAAGCUGCCGGUUGGAGAGCUGCGCGGGACUCAGCGUCCACGUGCGCGCCUGCUUCGCCACCCCGCCUUCUUUCCCCGGAGGCCGGGCCCGGGGACGCCCUACCGGGGGAAACCGAGCCCCGCGUCGCGCGCUGGCCUCGGCUCGGACGUCUGCCCGCGGCAGCCCGCCGCGCGAUCACGCUCCAGGUCUCUUGCCUCCCGUUUCCUCCUCCCGGGCGCCGCCGGGGCCGGGUCAGCUCCGAGGAGGCCAGCUCAGGCCCAUCCCUUCGGCGCCACCUCUACUCCCCCGGCCGCCUCUGCCGGCACACACCCCCCCAAAGUCGGAAGCUUGAACUUGGGGAGCGAUUGCGGGCAGGCCAAGUGAGAGCCGCGGGGAGGGGGUGUGCUGCGGGGUGGCCGUAGCCUCAGGCUGCCCCAGAGGGGGGCCGGCCAAGGACCCGCGGCGCUCCGCGGGCCCAUCGGACACCCGGCCUUCCUCUCCUGGAGGACCUCUCCCUCCUCCCCUCCGGGAGCCGGCCGCCGCGCCGGGCGUUUUCCUCCUCCGAGGGCUCGAGGCGCCCUUCCGCGCGUCCUCGCCGAGGGAGGGGGCGUGAGAAGAGAAGCGGGCGGUGCAGGGGUGUCCCUGCGGGGCUCUCGGCGCCCGCCUUGGGCAUGCGGGGUGGGCUUCACGUCUCGGCCCCUUGGCGGCCGGGCCCCGGGGACGCGAGCUCACGCCGCGCGCCUGCCCCUCUCUCCGCAGCGCCGGCGGGCGGACGGGCCGGGAGCCGCGAGCCCAUGGAGGGUCUGGGCCGUUCGUGCCUGUGGCUGCGGCGGGAGCUGUCGCCCCCGCGGCCUCGGCUGCUGCUCCUCGACUGCAGAAGCCGCGAGCUGUACGAGUCGGCGCGCAUCGGCGGGGCGCUGAGCGUGGCCCUGCCCGCGCUGCUGCUGCGCCGCCUGCGGCGGGGGGCCCUGUCGGUUCGCGCGCUGCUGCCCGGGCCGCCGCUGCAGCCGCCCCCGCCCGCCCCGGUGCUCCUGUACGACCAGGGCGGGGGCCGGCACCGGCGCGGGGAGGCGGACGCUGACGAGUGGGAGGCCGACUCGGUGCUCGGCACCCUGCUGCAGAAGCUGCGCGAGGAAGGCUACCUGGCAUACUACCUCCAGGGUGGCUUCAGCAGAUUCCAGGCAGAGUGCCCCCACCUGUGUGAGACCAGCCUCAGCAGCCGGGGUGGCCCAAGCACAGCCCCAGUGCCCAGCCCAGUGGUGGGGCUGGGCGGCCUGUGCCUGGGCUCGGACUACUCUGAUGCGGAAUCCGAGCCUGACCGCGACUCCAUGAGCUGUGGCCUGGAUUCGGAGGGUGCCACGCCGCCCCCAGGGGGGCUGCUGCCAUCCUUCCCUGUCCAGAUCCUGCCCAACCUCUACCUGGGCAGUGCCCGGGAUUCGGCCAACGUGGAGAGCUUGGCCAAGCUGGGCAUCCGCUACAUCCUCAACGUCACCCCCAACCUGCCUAACGUCUUCGAGAAGAACGGCGAGUUUCACUACAAACAGAUCCCCAUCUCCGACCACUGGAGCCAGAACCUGUCCCAGUUCUUUCCUGAGGCCAUCGCGUUCAUUGAUGAGGCCUUGUCGCAGAACUGCGGGGUGCUCGUUCACUGCCUGGCAGGCGUCAGCCGCUCUGUCACCGUCACUGUGGCCUACCUCAUGCAGAAGCGCCACCUCUCACUCAACGAUGCCUACGACCUGGUCAAGAGGAAGAAGUCUAACAUCUCACCCAACUUCAACUUCAUGGGGCAGCUGCUAGACUUCGAGCGGAGCCUGCGGCUGGAGGAGAGGCGCGCCCGUGAACGCAGCAGCGGGGGGCAGGAGUCAGCCGCCUCCGACCCACCGUCCUUCUUCACCACCCCCACCAGCGAUGGUGUCUUUGAGCUGGACCCCACAUAGGGUGCCGUUCCACACCCCCCCCAUGGGUGCCCCUGACCACCCAUGUGCGGGGGGGGGGCGGGGGGGGAGCUGGGGGGAGGCAGAAGAGGGAGGCAGCGAGUUGGGGAGGGGGGAGAGCAUAAUACCUCAUGGGAGGGCUGUGGGGAAGAGGCUGGAGCCAGGAGCCCCUCCAGGGUGGCCUCGGGGAGAGACCUGUCCUACCCACUUGAACCAUCCACGGGAGUCCUAUUAAAUGUGCCUAUAAGCAGGGCCCGGGGCCACCAGCCUGACCCGCGCCGCUUUCGGGGCGGAAUCACGCUCCAGAACCUGCCUCUUCUGCGACUGUUACUUUUUUCUCUCGGGGGGGGGGGGGUAGGGUUGGGGGGAUUCCCAUUCCAAGGGACCAUUCCAAGCGGCUGCCUAUUCCUGGGCCUUGAGCCUUCCGGUGGCUUCCCCCUUCAGAAGGGCGGGCCCCUGCGCUGGCCACCUCAUGUGCUGCAGGGGCCCGCUCCCAGUCCGUCCCUGUCCCCCGACGGCUGUUUACGGGGAGGGUUCACCACCGGUGUAGUCACCUCCCCGCUUCUCUGCCCGGGGUUCGGGCCUCUAGGGGCUGAGGCUUGGAGGUGCACCGGCAGCCCAGCGUCCAUGCGGACAGCCCCUCUCGGGGCGGCUCCUUGCCGGGCGCCACAGGGGAGGGCGCUGGCCCGGUUGCUGCUGAGCGGGUUCCUGGCCACACAUCUGGCGCCCUGUUUAUCCACUUGACGUUUGAAAAGAUGCUUUUUUUCCCUCUUCCCCCAGAUGUCUUAACGGGAUCACUGGAGCUCUUUGUGACUGAGGGUGGUCGAACCGCGGCCAGAGGAGAUGGGGGUCUCAGAGCAAGAGCUGGGGGCGGGGAAGGGGAAGAAGAAGGCCUGAAUUUUGCUGCGGCGGGCCCCACAUAGGCACGGUUGGUUUGGGGGGGGGGCGGGGAAGGGGCCAAGCGGCAUAUACAGAGUCAUUCAUUGCAGUCCACGCCCUUCGUGGGCGGCGCGCACGCGCGUCCGCGUGUCAGCGCUCACACACGCACACCAGCCUGCUUACACACCCGGCCCGGCCAUCUCACCCCGGGGAAUCCGCACCACAGUUGCUUUCUUUAAUUGUUCUUGAAUAAACAGUUUAUGUAAGAUACUGAA